Molecule: messenger RNA, 7194 nt
Organism: Symbiodinium sp. CCMP2592
Lineage: Eukaryota; Dinophyceae; Suessiales; Symbiodiniaceae
Source: the annotation of a GenBank genome assembly
AUGUCAGGGUCGGUGCUGGAUGGGCUGCACUAUGGCAGCUUCCUCCGGCAGGACGACCACGCGAGCGCCUUCGGCAUGCAGACCGAGGGCAAGACCGGGGUUCCACGCUAUGAUGGGGAGCCCAGCAAGUUCAACGAGUACCGCUUUCGUGUGGAAGCUCGGCAGCGCAAGGAGAAAGCCUUACCGGAAGAUGAACUCAAGAAGCUCGGCCAUCUCGGGCUUCGAUUGUUGGACGGCUUGUCGGGACACGCCCUCCAGCUGGUGCAGCUGAUGGAGAUGGACAAGAUCGACAGCAAGGACGGCGCCGACUACCUCCUCAAGCAGUUCCAAGAGAAGCUACGACCGAGAAGGCAGCAGCAAGCCAGAGAGCUCUACGAGGCCGGGGCAAGAGUUGGAGGCUACCUCUCCCGGCACCCUCAGGAGCCUAUGGUGGAGUACAUCUUACGCCGCCGAGCAUGGUACCAGCAACUUUGUGACCUAAGCAGCGACCUCAAGCUCCCCGACCUUAUCCUCGCGGAACAGCUCCUUGACAACAGCAACAUCAGCGAGGACCACAAGUUGCUCGUGAGGGUGACGCUCCAGCAGAAGCUCACCUUUGACGGCGUCGCCGAGGAGCUUGUGAACCAGCACGGGAAGAUCCGCGAGCGCUUCUCCGGAGGAGCCCCUCCGAGGAGGAGCUUCGGGGACCAACGGGGAACCUGGAGAUCUCAGUGGACAGCCAGCAACGGCAAGGGCAGCCCACAGAAAGGGAAGCGACACUAUGCCUUCUUCGGGGCAGCCGACCAUGAGACCGACCACCGGGACUACGACUAUGACGGCGACUACCAGGACCCCCCGGACGCUUACGGUUACAUGACCCAGGACACCUUUGCCGAGGACGAGUAUGACAUCGACUUCGACGCCGGGUGCUUUGCGGAAGAGCACCUCGCCUACCUCCUGGACCAAGGCCUCAACGAUGAAGACCACGAAGCCGGAGAGUACGCGGCCGAUGUGAUACAGGCCGAGGAGGAGGCGUUCUGGAGCCGGAAGGGUGCGAGCGAGAAGGGGCAUGCCUCGAUGAAGCCCCGCCUUUCGAGAUCAGCGGCACCUUUUCCAUGGACCAAAAGAAGGCGAGACUCCUCCAGCUUAAGGCUCGCACUACGUGCCGCCAUUGCGGCAAUGUGGGCCACUGGUCGGGCGACGCACAGCAAGGACAAGCCCCGGACGGUCUACUUUUCCAUAAGGGAGGCCGGCACCGAGAACCCCGAGACUUACCUUGCGUUCCGGACACCCGACCAAGGACAGAGAAACUACCGCCAGGUGCCGCCACCGACUUCUUUGACGACGCCCUCGACAGCAACUGCGGCGGCACCCCUUCCGAACAACCUGGUCGACCUCACCGAUGACGACCCGUACCAGGAGGACCGCCUCUACAUGAACCCGCCGGCGGCGACUUACGAGGAUCACUGCGAGAACCACGGCGUCAACGAGACGGCCCUCACCACCAGCACCUGGGAGCUUGUUCCACAAGUGCUCUCAGCAAGCGCCGCCCAGGACGAGACGAUGGCACGCAACGGCCACCACGUGAACUUCAAGACCGACCUCCUCCAGCUGCCGCCGGCCCACGACCACGAGCUCUACUACCUGAGGUGCCUCCUCUACCUGUUCCUGUGGGAGGCGGCUUCCACACCCUCACCAGGAACAGCCAGUACUCGGCCCACGUGCUCCCACGCCAAGACCACAACAGUUGGAAGCAACCAGCACUACUUCAUCCGCAAGUGUGUGGCGUGCGGUGAGGUACUUGAACGCACCAAGCGUGCCCCAACGACAACCACGAGCCCUACGACACCAAAGGCGACGGCGUCUUCGGCACCGGCGUGUUCCCACAACCGUGUGCACUGGAAGGGCUCCAAUGGCUAUGUGAAGGUCAGGACCUGUAUGGACUGCGGCUUCCGAGAGACCUUUCCGAACCACAGCGACGGCCGGGGCACCCCGAACGACUCCGACCACGGCGCCGCGAGAGGAUCACCUUCUCCUUCUGCUCCUCCACCGGUGCUUGGUGGGACCCUUAGCCCGCAGGAGGUGCAGCAGAUCGUUGGCACCUUUUCCGAGGCAGUGCAACGGCGACUUGCCCAAGGCGGAGAACAGGAGAUCCCGGCAGAGCGGCUGUUGCAGGCGCUGCGGCUCACCAUAGAGCAGGUCACUCUGUGGCAACACGGCGGCACUACCUCCUCGCCUGGGCCUACGCGAUCUCCGACGGCACCGCCUCCUACAAGGAUCGAGUUGCUCAGGCAGCGCGGCGCCAGCUCCACGGCCGAAGCCGGGAAGUACAAAGGGAGAUCCUACUGGGCGGCAUUCGAUGACAAGAACUAUCGCGACUGGUGUUUUGAGUACAUCAACGACCAGAGCCACCCGGCCAUGAAAAGGAUGGUGCACUUCUUUCGGGAGUAUGCCGCGGCGAUCUCCGGCCCACAGUUACAUGGCGACCUCCGAGGGAGACGGCAGCCACAGCGACGACGGCCAGCACCAGGACCACGGGCGCUCCUUGGAGAACGACCUGGUGGCAAUCCUGGACACCGGCUGCAGCCAGACCUGUUACGGGGAGCGCUGGCUCGAGCGCUACGCUGCCGCGGCCCUAUACAGCCACUGCCACCACUUGACGUCGAGAGCCGGCCGACCUUUCGCGGCAUUGGCGGCUCCAUGCGGACGGCGCCCCUUCUUCUAUCGCUCCGAGCACAGCAAGUGCUUGGGCUUGUGCUCGACCUGAACGCCGAGGUAGCCCAUUCACAGCUUCUUGGCAAAGAUCUCAAGCUCGUGAUUAAAGAUGGCCUCAUGGGGCUCCGCCUCCUCCCGGCCGACCUUGCCGACAACGACCCGGUCGAGAUUUACGGCGCACCAGAUGGAGAAAAUGGAGGCGACGGACCGGACCGGGACUCUGGCGACCGCCGCCCGGACCACGGCGACACCGAGCACGACAGCGACCUGGACUCCGAGAACGAAGGCGACACCGCGAACGACAACCACCACGACCGCGAAGGGGAAGCUAACGACGAGAUCCUUGACGAAGGGGGCGCCUACCUCGCCAUCGACGCCCUCAAGUGCAAGGUCAUGUCGAAGGGCACCGCGGCAAAGGUCAACCGAGACGUGCAGGAUGUUGCUGCCACGGACCGUGUGCUCUGGAACCGGGUCUCUCGACAGAGGUGCCGCUGGCACAGUGUGCUCCCACGCGGCUGCCGGACUUUUCUCCUGGAGCUCUUUGCCAGAGCGGCUGUGCUGACCCACGCCGCUUCCUGUGACUACGGUCUUCCUGUCAGCUCUCCUAUCAACUUGGUCGCCGACGCCGGGCACGACAUUUUCACCAAGCUCGGGCGAGAGGCGCUGGAGAAGGUGAUCGACCGCGACGACCCCUACGCGAUCACCUGCACAUGGCCCUCCGACACACAGCUGGAGCAGGCGGAGGAGCGCGGGAAGUUCGUACCGGUUAUGGCCUGGAUGCAAGACCUCGCCAAGGCCCGGCUGGCAAAGGGGAGGCAAAAGAUCUACCUGGACGUGCCGACCGACACCCGCCGGAACCCUGGAGACAGCCCUGGGAGGACACACCGAACAGCCGUGUACCUUACAGCGACCGCCUCUCUGAAAGAAGCCGCCGGCAACCGCAGCCACCAAGGAGACUGCCCGCGCCAUGUCAUUGACUACUUCUUGGAGACCCUUGACAACGUCCGUGUGGAGACCGCCUUUCCCGCCGAAGCCGAGAGCGAAGACCUCCUGGUCGAUGAGGACCUCCCACACCACGGGCUCCUCGAUGGUAUCCUUUCUGAGGGCGACCUGGCCGGGGGCGACCGCGGCGGGAUUGAGGCCUACAGCGAGGUCCGCCGAGGAGAGAUGCUCGACGUGAUCGCCGAGGAAGGGGACAACAUUCCCUUUGCAUCUGAGGAGGCAGAGUUCCUGGCGGAGCAAAGGAACGAAUGGAGGCGACUGCCGCGAGCCCAGCGCAUCGCUUUGCGACGGCUCCACACCAUGACUGGACACAGCAGCCCAGCAGCGAUGCAGAGGCUACUCCGGACUGCAAACGCCGACCCUCAGGCGAUCAAGGCCCUCAACCACUUCCACUGCCCUGCCUGCGCCAGCACCGAACGGCCCAAGCAACCGCGGGUGGUAAAGAUUCCCCACGACUACAGCUUCAAUAAGGACGUCUCGGUGGACGUUUUCUACGUGAAGGACACCCGCGGCGUGAAGUACAAGUACCUCUCGGCCGUCGACAACGGGACGCUUUUCCAUGCGGCUUGGCUUUUCCAAGACGGCUGGAUAUCAUGGGCCGGGCCACCAGAAGCAAUCUCCCUUGACCGCGGCACCGAGAACCGGGGCAAGUUUCAGUCGAUGAUCAAGAGCCACGGCACUCUUCUUCGCUAUGUCGGGCUGGAGUCGCCGUUCCAACUUGGACGUGGAGAACGGCAAGGGGCCAUUCUGAAGGACAUCAUGAAGAGAGUCGUGGCCUCCCGACAGCUGUCAGGUGAUGACUCAAUGGAGCUACUGCACCACGCCGGGUUUACCCCGUCUCAGUGGGUUCUAGGCCGGCUUCCCAAGGAGAUUGACGCCCUGACCAGUGCGGAGUCUGACCGCUACCUCGGGCAACACCAGGAGAUCCUCGACGGGGAGAGCACCUUUGUCCUUGCGGGCGGCAGCUCGAGAAGCUUUUGCCCAGACCGACUCCUCCGACCGAGUCCGGCGUCCCGAUGCAUGGGCCAUUUGUGCAAGGGGACCUGGUGUGCUUCUACCGGCGAGCUGGACGUGGACCUCACAAGUGGCGCGGCCCGGCGGGUCAUUGGACAAGAGGGGCGCUCCACCCUCUGGGUGGUCCACGGCGGGAUGCCCAUGACAAUCGCAAUGGAAAGCUGCCGGCGUGCCACUGGAUCGGAAGCCUAUGCGAAGAGACAACUGGAGCUAAGACCGACGCGGAAACGUCGGCGAGAGGACUUGGCCGAGGACAACCCAGACGAGCAUGGAUAUCCUUUCGGAGACGACGAGAUGGCAGCGCCUCCCGGCGCACCGGGCGCCGAACCGAGCGGCGACAGCAGCAACGGCAACGGACAAGCAGUUCCCUCAGAACCUCCUGUACUACCUGGCCCUGACGGCGCCGAGCAGUAUGGCAACAACAGCGACGGCAAUGGACAAGCAGUUCCAUCAGAACCUCCUGGACUACCUGGCCCUUUUCCUCAGGACGUGGCUGUUCCUAGCACACCGGGGGGUCUUACCGAAGACAGCUCGGAACCAGAGCCUGAUCACGAGAUGAUUCCACCGAGCAGGCGUACCUCAACUACGGCCAGCCAGCCUGCGGCUAGCUCGUUGCAACAGGCUUUGCGUCGCUCUGUCGAUGGCCUGGAUGGUGUGCCUACUAGGAAGCGACCUCUCUCUCCCAAUGGUGCGGCCGCACAGGAACCUGAACCACGACCUCCACCACCUGAAGCUUCCCGUAGCAGUGCUCGUGAAGAUGGUGCUUUCCACGCCUUUGCCAGGCGGACCGUGACAAAGAAAAGUGCCACGGCCAGGGCCAAGGAGCUCAACUACAAGAAGGCGACCGGGAAGGAGAAAGAAGGCAUGGAUGCGGCGCGCAACAAGGAGUGGAGCAACUGGAAAGGGUUCGACGCCGUGGACGUCAUCACCCCAGACCGCGUGGAGAACUUCCUGAAGGACCACCCCGAGGUGGAUGUGACGCCUAUGCGGUGGGUUGACACCAAUCAGGCGCAGCCAUGGGAGGAGCCUCGAGACCUCGAGGAAGGGGCCCAUGGUGCUAGAACGGAUUCUCCGACGUGCUCGGCUUUGAUGCUCAACUUUGCCCUGGCGACCUGUGCCGGGAAAAGGUGGCGACUGCGAGGAGGCGACAUCACCGCCUCUUUCCUGCAGGGAGAACCGAUGGAACGCUUCUUGAUCCUACGCCCUCCUCCGGGUGGUCUCCCUGAUGUCCCUGAAGGGUCGUUGCUGGUGGCGAAGAAGCCGGUGUACGGCACGAAAGAUGCACCCCGAGGCUUCUGGAGACGACUGCACCGAGUAUGCCUGCAGCUUGGACUCGAGGCGACCCCGCUGGAGCAUGCAUGCUAUGUGCUCCGACGCGAGGGCCGCAUCGCCGGGAUCCUGGUCAGCCAUGAGAUGCAGGAGAUCAUGGGCAAGCUUCGCGAUGAGUUCCGCUUCGGGACCCUUGACGAGGAGAAGGAGAUCGACUACUGUGGGCGAAGAAUCGCCCAGGAACCUGAAAAGAUCUACGUCAGCUGCCCCAACACGGCAGCCAAGGUCCGAAGCAUUGCCCUCAGCAGCGAGCGAAAGAAGCAAAGAGCGGCCGCAGCAACGGAAGUGGAAAAGGGGCAGCUUCGGCGUGUUCUUGGAAGCCUUAAUUGGCUUAUUGUGCGGGUGUGCCGGGUGGACAUUUGUUACCAGGUGCACCGCUUACAGACUGUGAUGAAGAAUGCCUGCGUCGACGACCUCCUCCAGUGCAACCAGCUCUUGAACUACGUGAAGGCAACGCCCACCAAGGGGAUGUACUUUCCUUAUGGGGAAGUGGAGCCGGAGAAGGCGACCAUCCUAUCUGUGACGGACGCCAGCCACGCAGCAGACUGUGACCUCUCUGCCGACGGCCGCAAGCUUGGGUGCCGUUCCCAGUCCGGGCGCCUACUGCUCCUGGUCUCCCCCGACUAUGUGGAGAAGGGGACCGGAAGAGUCUACUUACUCGGCUAUCACUCGAACGUGGUGCGCCGAGUGUGCCGGUCCACCUUGCAGGCCGAGACGUUGUCCCUCAUUGCCGGCUACGAGGAGGCAGAGCACCUGAGAGCAGUGCUGCACUACAUGUGCGGCGGAACAGUCGAUGGCAAAAUGAUCGCGGCCAUGGACAGCCACGACGUUGUGCUCUUCACCGACUGCAAGUCCCUGGAAGAGCACGCGAAGCAGCCGGGGCUGCACACCGUGAACGACAAGAGGUUGGCUAUCGACUUGUGGGGAAUCCGCCAGGUGAUCUGGCGACAGCGCGGUGAAGAAGUUGGCGACCCCUUUUUUGCGGACCGCCCGCCAGACAAGGGAAGUACCCAGAUCCACUGGGUGGAUACGAGCACCAUGGCGGCAGACGGACAGACGAAGCAAACGAGGAGCCCACAGCUCAUCACUUUGAUGGGCGAAGCUAAGAUGACGGUGAGCUAUGUAAAGCUGAGCUCGCCGAAAGCACACCCAUAA